AGGCGCUAUGGCGGCUACAACGGCAGAGGCUGCGGUGGUUGAAGCGACUCAAUUACAGGCUUGCGGCUGCAAGGGCAUCCGGACCUGUCUUAUUUGCGAGAGACAGCGCCACGGGCCCCCGCCCUGGCAGAUCUCCCCUCAGAAAAAAUACCAUUUCCUUUACUGCCCGGACACAGGCUGGGCCGUGGGGCCCCAGGACUCUGACUUUGAAGGUUGGGCCUUCCCGUUCCCGGGAGUGACACUGCUAGAGGACUUUGUGACCACAGAGGAAGAGGCUGAGAUGGUGCGGCUGAUGGACACUGACCCCUGGAAGCCCUCUCAGUCUGGGCGGAGGAAACAGGACUACGGCCCGAAGGUCAAUUUUCGGAAGCAGAAACUGAAGAUGGCUGGCUUCCAGGGUCUCCCCAGCUUCAGCCAGAAGGUGGUCCAGAGAAUGGGUCUGUACCGGGAACUGGAGGACUUCCAGCCCGUAGAACAGUGUAAUCUGGACUACAGCCCAGAGCGGGGCUCGGCCAUCGACCCCCACCUGGAUGAUGCCUGGCUAUGGGGCGAGCGGCUGGUGAGCCUCAACCUCCUGUCAGCCACCGUGGUGUCCAUGUCCCGUGAAGCCCCUGGUAGCCUGCUGCUCUUCUCAGCCCCCUCCGUCGGGGCCCCUGGCAGGUCUGUCCCCUGCCAGGAGGUGGAGGUAGCCAUCUCUGUGCCCUGCCGCUCUCUGCUGGUGCUCAUGGGGCCUGCACGGCACCAGUGGGCACAUGCCAUCCACCGCAGACACAUCAAGGCUCGCCGUGUCUGUGCCACCUUCAGAGAGCUGGCCAGCGAGUUCCUGCCCGGGGGAAAACAGCAAGAACUGGGGCGGGAGCUGCUGCAGGCUGCACUUUCCUUCCAAGGAAGGCCCGUGUGAACACAUCCCUGGGGAAACAUGGACACAAGAGCUGGCACCAGCCUGGCUGGAAACAUGGCUCCAACAUAAGCAUUAAGGGAGCGAACACUGAGGUCUCUCCACAGCUCAUUAGAGUCAUUGGGUUUUGUUUUUUUUUUUUUUUUUUGAGACAAGGUCUUGUGUAGCCUAGGCUGCCUUCAAGUGGAUUCUGUAGCCAAGGAAGACCUUGAAUUCUUGAUCCUUCUGCCACCACUUCCAGAGUGCCUGGAUUCCUGGUGCGCAGCUGUCAGGCCUGGCUUUAUCAUGGUUGUUUGAUUUCUCUUCUUUUUGAGCAGGGUUUCUGGCCUAGACUGGCCUCGAACUCCCUUUAUAGCCAAGGGUGACUUUGAACUUCUGAUCUGCCUCUACCUCCUGAAUGCUGGGGUUGCCAGUGUGCACCCCCACGCUCAGUUGUUUUUGUUUUGUUUUUGUUUUUUUAGGUACUGGGAUAGGGCUUCCUGCUUGCUAAGCAAGCGCUCUGCCAACAAAGCUAUAUCCUACGCUGUUGGGUGUUUUGAGACAAAGUCUCAUGUGGACCAGGCAGGCCUGGACUCACUAUGUAGCCUGUGACCCCAGAUGUCAUGAGCAUCACAUACCCCGCCUGGAGCUGGUUCUGAUGGGCCUGGAUCGUGGACGUUCUUUGGUUUAUUUAAUUUGUCACAGUUUGGAGGGAUUCGAUCUUUUAAAACCUUAGUAUCCGGGAGAAGCAAGAAGGCUCCGUGGGUAAAGGUGCACCACCAAGUCUGACUGCCUGAGUCCAGUCUUUGCUAUCCACAUGGUAGAGGGAGAGAACUCCUGAAGUCGUCCUCUGGCCUCCACACACUCAUUGCCCUUCUGACAAACUUUAUAAUAAAAGAGAAAA
This is a messenger RNA of Microtus oregoni (creeping vole), 1781 nucleotides long. It is a transcript of the gene Alkbh4, whose product is annotated as alkB homolog 4, lysine demethylase. Gene Ontology annotation, biological process: oxidative demethylation; protein demethylation; actomyosin structure organization. The coding region runs from base 8 to 901 and encodes 297 amino acids. Lineage: Eukaryota; Metazoa; Chordata; Mammalia; Rodentia; Cricetidae. The transcript is spliced from 3 exons. Gene Ontology annotation, molecular function: oxidoreductase activity; demethylase activity; actin binding. The record is from RefSeq and is a predicted model, not a curated record. Gene Ontology annotation, cellular component: midbody; contractile ring.